CUCCUUAUCCCCAGCUCUCACUGCUCUCCGUGAAAGCUGCCCAGUGUGUAGUACAUUCUGCGGCCGCUAGAUGUCGCCGGCACACCCGGGAGGGAGGGGGGAGGUUGUCUCAGUCCCUCCCGGCCGCACAAUGACUGACACGGACCAAAGUUAUCCCGGAAUAAGGGGAGCACGCAUGUGCACGGACCCGGAUGUGAAAGGCUCCUGUAACGGGCCCGCUGCGGCUGAUCCGGGCUGUGCCGAGCCGUGCGAUUCCGGGCCGUGCCAGGGCCAAACCGUGCCACCCGCAUCUGAGCAUGGAGCAGCCGGGGAGGGGGGCACGCAGCUAGACCCGGGACUGUCCCGUGCCAAAAAUAUCCCCCAUUGGCUUAAAUGUCCACACCAUCUAUCAUUAACCAUUUAAAGAACAUCAAACAGCAUAUUUGUGAGGUUCAGGGGCCCAUCACACAGAGCAGAUCCCCAAUAAAGCUCUGUCCCACAUGGGCACGGGUUUACUAACACGGGUUUAUUCAGGGGAAUCAGUAAAUGGGCAGAGCCCUGAUUUGUGUGGGUCAUCUUAUGGGCUCCAAAGAAUCAAAUAGUUAACAAAGUUAAAUAAAUUAUCUACUAAAUGUAUAUCCUGGGAUUUGAAAGUUGUUGGAACUUAGAAAAAUAUGUAUAUAUUUUAUUAUAAGUCACAUUGAGCACAUAUUUAUAAGUACGUUUGCACUUAAUAAGGUCCCUUCUCAGUUUAGAGGUUUAGGACCAACUCUAGAUUAAUAGAAAAUAUUAUUUUGGGUGGAGGUAUCCUGGGAUUUUGGUAGGAAAGGAGUACCCAAAUUACGCUUUUCUUGCCCGUUUUUUAUUAUAUUAUUUUUUGGUGGAGGUCAUGGAUUUCCGCGGUAAGAAGUAUGAGCGAGGCAGUAACUGGUCAGACCCAGAGGUGGUGGAGCUUCUCCAGCUCUGGGGCAAUGAGUCCGUACAGAUGGAACUGGAGAGCUGCCUUCGCAACCAACACGUCUUUAACCGGAUCGCUGAUGUGCUCAGGGAGAAGGGCAUCCACCGUACCGGGGACCAGUGUCGAGAGAAGAUAAAAAAGAUGAAGCUUGAAUACCGGAGGCUGAAGGAGAACAGCAAGACAAUGCGCAGUGGGAGAGCCUGGAAGUUUUAUGAAGUGAUGGACAGGGUCUUAACUCACCGACCAACAUUAUCAUAUGGGUCUUUGGGACCUGGAGGAGUGUUAGCCCAACCUUUGUUGCAAGGGCCAUUAUCUGAUGGCUUUCAUACCCACUUCCCCCAAUAUGGUCAUACUCAACACCCAGAGCUAAUGGAGAUCAAAUGUGAGGAGGUACAGUCAGAUGAACAAUGUUUGACUCCAGAACCACCUCCUUCGAUGACGUAUAUCCAGGAUUCAGGAGGAGAACAAGAGGAGGAGGAUCAUACGAUUCUAGAGAGAGGACCUGAAGACUCGCCUAUUUCUAGGGUGGAGGUAGCAGGUGAAGCCAGUGUAUCACCUUCAGGUAUGGUCAUUGAACAUUGAAAUUAGUGUAUUCUGAUGACCGAAUGUAUUUACCUCUCAUGACCAGAGUAACCUCAUUUUAAUAUAGAAACGUCAUAAUAUAAUCAUGUGGGAUAUAUUUUAAGAGUUGAAAAGUCACAAAGUGAGAUCUUAAAUGUUAUUUGAUGAGACCUUUUCUCAAGAUUAAAAUACAUAGCCUUAGAAUAAAAUAAGAAUUUCUGUUCUCAAACUUUUCACCGUUUUGUAAAGCUCCCCUGAUUAAAGACAUGGUUUGGAAAUAUUCUUUCUGGCAAUUGAAGCCAUGCUAUGUCUAUGUCACUGUGGGUGGAGCCUUCCACGUUAUUGCACAGGCUUUAUAACAGUGAUGCGCUAACCUCUGACAUUACAAAUUUUGUAACCUAUGGGUGAUAUUUAUGAGAGUGUCCUGAAAUUUGGCAGAAUAUGGGGUGCUUAAAUUUAAUUAUUAUUUUGAGCGACCUAAAAACUCAUUUUUUUCUUGAUAGUAAAUUUUCCCAAUAUUCCAGAAAAGUCCAUUUGAGAAACCUGCCAAAUUUAUAGUAGAGGAAAAAUUGGUGGAAAUAUUAAAAAAAUCUGUUGCGUUGGCGACAAUAGACACAUUUUAAAACUUACAGUUAGGGAGCAAAUAAAGCAGAUGAUGGGGAAAAAAGCCAACAGAUUUAAUAAACUGCACCAAAAAUUCACUGGAAAUUAGACGGAAAUUCACUAAAGUGAGAAAUUGCUGGGGAUUCAAAGUGAAUUUAGAAAUUUAGGCAAAAUUAGUUGAUAUAGAACAAUUUUCCAAGUAAUUUCUGUGCUCAGUCUGGCUACUUUUGCCUUAUAUAUACAGGGUUCUUGAUUUUGAGAAUACAAAGUGAAUUUCAAAAUUUAGGUCCAGACUAGCUGAAUGUAUCGUUGACUUAGAGAGUUUUUCGUGUUCGGCUACUUUUAACAUUCAUUUUGAAAUACAUUGAAUACAGUACUCACUUUAUUGAAUAACCCUGUUAAAAAUUAAAGGAGCACUAUAGUGCCAAGAAAUCAAACCCGUUUUCCUGGCACUAUAGGGUUAAUAGGCCCCCCUCCUGCAGGGCUCAAGGUGUUAAAACCCCUUCAGCCACUUACCUUAAUCCAGUGCCGGGCUCCCUCGGCACUGGUGACCUCUCCUCCCCCUGCCGACGUCAGCUCUGAAUGCGCGUCCAGAGCCGCACGCACGCGCGCUCAUUGAAACCGCCCAUAGGAAAGCAUUACUCAAUGCUUUCCUAUGGACGUCCAGCGUCAUCUCAGUGUGAUUUUCACACUCAGAAUCGCGGAAGCGGCCUCUAGUGGCUGUCAGGGAGACAGCCACUAGAGGCUGGAUUAACCCUCAACGUAAACAUAGCAGUUGCUCUGGCACCCAGACCACUUCAUUGGUGGUCCUUUAAUUUUAAAUUCUCAGCAAUUCACUUUAGCGAAUUACAAUGUUUGAUAAAUCUCCACUAAAGGAAGCUAAGCCAACAAAAUUACUGCCAUAGGUUAAUAUAGCUGUAGAACUGGAUGGUUUUAGAACAGGAGUGCAGAUUGUCCCCUUAGUCAUCUCUAUCGUUGGGUAGAUUGCAGUAAGAGAGCCUAAUCCAAUUAUAUCAUCACAAGGUUACCACAUAGGGCUGAGAUUUCUAAUGUAUUAAAGAGACACUAUAGUCCCCAGAACUAAAAUUACAGGUUAAUGUAUUUUUUAAAAGUGAGUAUAGUCAUUCUCUUCAGGCGUUUUGCUGUAAACACUGUCUUUUCAGAGAAAAUGCAGUGUUUACAUUACAGCCAAAGGACGCCUUCAGAGGCCUCACAGACAGAUACUAGAGGUGCUUCCAGGGGCAGUGCUGCACAAUGUGCAGCACUGACAGUCAGGAUUUCCGCCCUCUUAAUGGAGACACUAAACUUUUGUCAUAGAUAUGCAUUGAUUCAAUGCAUCUCUACAAGGAGAUGUUGAUUGGCCAGGGCUGUGUUUGGCUGUGCCCCUUUCCUGCCUCCUUGGCUAAGAUCAUCAGAAUUGACAAUCUCACCCAAUCCCAUGAUUUCCUUCUGAUGAUGUCAGUUAAGCAGACAGAUCAAGGGCAGAGCCAGCAUCAGCAGACUGGAAUAAAGGUAAGAUUUUUCUGUAUUUAAGGGGACAAGAGGGGGCCAGAUGGUGUGUUUUUAAAGGGACUCUCCAGUGCCAGGAAAACAAACAGUUUUCCUGGCACUGCAGGUCCCCUCUCCCUCCCACCCCCCAUCCCAAGUUGCUGAAGGGGUUAAAACCCCUUCAGUUACUUACCUGUAUCCAGCGCCGAUGUCCCUCGGCGCUGGGUCAGGGUCCGCCCACGCUCCUCCCCCCGCCAUCGUCAUCCAGCGUGGGAGACCUAUUGAGCAUGAGCGGCUGCCAGGGGAGACCUAAUGCGCAUGCGCGGCAAUGCCGCACACGCGCAUUAGACCUCCCCUUAGGAAAGCAUUGAAAAAUGCUUUCCUAUGGGGAUUUCAGCAACGCUGUAGGUCCUCACAUAGGGUAUAAACACGGAAGUGCCCUCUAGUGGCUGUCUAUUAGACAGCCACUAGAAAGAGGAGUUAUCCCUGCAAGGUAAAUAUUGCAGUUUAUGAAAACUGCAAUAAUUACUCUUGCAGAGUUAAGGGUUGUAGGAGUUUGCACCCAGACCACUCCAAUGGGCAAAAGUGGUCUGGGUGCCUGGAGUGUCCUUUUAACACUAUAGGGUCAGGAAUACAUGUUUGUGUUCCUGACCCUAUAGUGUUCCUUUAAUAGGGAGGACCAUAUGUUGGUAUAUUGUAUACAUUCAUCAUAGUCAGCUAAAAAAACAGAAUGUCAACUUAACCUGAUUUACUUAAAAACAAUGUACUAAAGUAAGAAUUUAAAGUGAUUUUCAAAUUCAAGGUAAAAAUAGACAAACUGGAAAAAAAUCUGUUAGCUAUGUUUCCAGGUCGGCUACUUUGGUCUUAAAUUUGAAAUUCACUUUAGUAAAUAAAUCUGAUAGUGUUUAAAGCAGCAUGUGAAGAGUCAUGACAGUGGUGCUGCAGUGGUGAGAGUGCAGGGUAAUAAUUAUAGUGCACAUUACAAUUGCAGACAAUGUAACUCUGUAUUCUAAGAGUGUAGGAGUGAAUCUCCUAAAUAUAAAGGAAUCAGGACACGCCCCUUCAACCUCCCUCUAAUAUAAAGGAAUCAGGACGCACCCCUUCAACCUCCCCCUAAUAUAAAGAAAUCAGGACACGCCCCUUCAACCUCCCUCUAAUAUAAAGGAAUCAGGACGCACCCCUUCAACCUCCCCCUAAUAUAAAGGAAUCAGGACACGCCCCUUCAACCUCCCCCUAAUAUAAAGGAAUCAGGACACGCCCCUUCAACCUCCCUCUAAUAUAAAGGAAUCAGGACACACCCCUUAAACCUCCCCCUAAUAUAAAGGAAUCAGGACGCACCCCUUCAACCUCCCCCUAAUAUAAAGGAAUCAGGACACACCCCUUCAACCUCCCUCUAAUAUAAAGGAAUCAGGACACGCCCCUUCAACCUCCCUCUAAUAUAAAGGAAGCAGGACACACCCCUUCAACCUCCCCAAAAUAUAAAGGAAUCAGGACACACCCCUUAAACCUCCCCCUAAUAUAAAGGAAUCAGGACACUGCCCUUCAACCUCCCCCUAAUAUAAAGGAAUCAGGACACGCCCCUUCAACCUCCCCCUAAUAUAAAGGAAUCAGGACACAGCCCUUCAACCUCCCCCUUAUAUAAAGGAAUCAGGACACAGCCCUUCAACCUCCCCCUUAUAUAAAGGAAUCAGGACACACCCCUUCAACCUCCCCCUUAUAUAAAGGAAUCAGGACACGCCCCUUCAACCUCCCCCUUAUAUAAAGGAAUCAGGACACGCCCCUUCAACCUCCCCCUUAUAUAAAGGAAUCAGGACACAGCCCUUCAACCUCCCCCUAAUAUAAAGGAAUCAGGACACUGCCCUUCAACCUCCCCUAAUAUAAAGGAAUCAGGACACAGCCCUUAAACCUCCCCCUAAUAUAAAGGAAUCAGGACACUGCCCUUCAACCUCCCCCUAAUAUAAAGGAAUCAGGACACGCCCCUUCAACCUCCCCCUAAUAUAAAGGAAUCAGGACACAGCCCUUCAACCUCCCCCUUAUAUAAAGGAAUCAGGACACAGCCCUUCAACCUCCCCCUUAUAUAAAGGAAUCAGGACACACCCCUUCAACCUCCCCCUUAUAUAAAGGAAUCAGGACACGCCCCUUCAACCUCCCCCUUAUAUAAAGGAAUCAGGACACGCCCCUUCAACCUCCCCCUAAUAUAAAGGAAUCAGGACACAGCCCUUCAACCCCCCCCUUAUAUAAAGGAAUCAGGACACGCCCCUUCAACCUCCCCCUUAUAUAAAGGAAUCAGGACAUGCCCCUUCAACCUCCCCCUAAUAUAAAGGAAUCAGGACACACCCCUUCAACCUCCCCCUAAUAUAAAGGAAUCAGGACACAGCCCUUAAACCUCCCCCUAAUAUAAAGGAAUUAGGACUCAUUAUACAGUGUCUGGAUACACCCCUCUCCUUAUACACAGUGUCUGGAUACACCCCUCUCCCUAUACACAGGUGUCCGGAUACACCCCUCUCCCUAUACACAGUGUCCGGAUACACCCCUCUCCUUAUACACAGUGUCCGGAUACACCCCUCUCCUUAUACACAGUGUCCGGAUACACCCCUCUCCUUAUACACAGUGUCUGGAUACACCCCUUUCCCUAUACACAGGUGUCCGGAUACACUCCUCUCCCUAUACACAGUGUAUGGAUACACCCCUCUCCCUCUAUACACAGUGUCUGGAUACACCCCUCUCUCUCUAUACACAAUGUCUGGAUACACCCCUCUCCUUAUAUACAGUGACUGGAUACACCCCUCUCCUUAUACACAGUGUCUGGAUACACCCCUUUCCCUAUACACAGGUGUCCGGAUACACUCCUCUCCCUAUACACAGUGUAUGGAUACACCCCUCUCCCUCUAUACACAGUGUCUGGAUACACCCCUCUCUCUCUAUACACAAUGUCUGGAUACACCCCUCUCCUUAUAUACAGUGACUGGAUACACCCCUCUCCUUAUACACAGUGUCUGGAUACACCCCUUUCCCUAUACACAGGUGUCCGGAUACACUCCUCUCCCUAUACACAGUGUAUGGAUACACCCCUCUCCCUCUAUACACAAUAUCUGGAUACACCCCUCUCCCUAUACACAGGUGUCCGGAUACACUCCUCUCCCUAUACACAGUGUAUGGAUACACCCCUCUCUCUCUAUACACAGUGUCUGGAUACACCCCUCUCUCUCUAUACACAAUGUCUGGGUGCACCCCUCUCCCUAUACACAGUGUCUGGAUACACCCCUCUCCUUAUACGCAGGUGUCUGGAUACACCCCUCUCCCUAUACACAGUGUCUGGAUACACCACUCUCUCUAGAUACAUUGGUUCUUUGUUGAACUGUCUGCACUGAGCUGAUCUCCAGGACACAUUGCUGAGGUGAGGAGAAACUGUCCUGUGAUAUUCCUGUGGAAUUUAGAGAACGUUCUUUCCUUAGAAACUACACAGCUACUGCCCACAUACCUGAAGUGAUACAGAGGGGCAAACAAGUGGUACUGUCAGUGUGUCAAUUUCCUGCAGCUGGUCAGUAGACGGUCCCUCACCUGGGUAUGUAACUCUCUAAUCAAAUACUUCCCAGUUUCUUUGGGCAGGUAGGUUUCACAAAGUUAAUUCAUCCAGGUUAACAUGCAAUCCUCCCUUCUUGCUGGAUUAGCACUAACCCCUAGUAUACUCAGCCGGCAGAAGUGUCUCCCAGCUGUACUUAGACAUUAUUGUAGCAUCUGCUUUGAAAGUAAAAUAAAAUAUUAGGAAAUAACCUAAUUGAGAUCAGUUCUUCGCGUGGUAGUGCCUUGACUGUUUUUCAUUUGUCCUGCGUUGAUAGCAAUGACUGCAAAGUGUCCUGGAAGUUAUGGCAAAGCGAAUUGCGGGAAGAAAUAGCGCUGUGAUACAGGAUGAGCUAUUCAUUCAUCGUGGUAGCGAAAUAGCGUUAAAAAAAUACAUUGUGACACAUACAAAACUCUGAGCUGGCAAUAUUUUCCUAUGACAGAUGAAUUUUGUCUGUCAUUCUCUGUCAUAAAAAAAAUUAUUAGAUUGCUAUUUUUUUUGUAAUUUUUUUUAAUGAAAAGAGGUAAAAAAAAAAUUGAAGGGGUUAAAGACUAAAACAAACAACAUUUGAGGUGCACAUGUUGACGCAGGAAUAUUGAAAUACCGUACCUACAGCUGUGAUUGAACUAUAAACCCCUUUGAACUUUUGACAGCCAAAAACGCAGCAUGUGGCUGGCAAAGGUCCAUGGGAUUUUGAACAGCUGGCAAUGAAUCCGGAGCCAUGCUUGUGCACUCUUGCUCUGUAAGUUAAAAGGAUACUUUAUGCACCAAAACCACAUCUUCUUAAAGUUUUGGUGCAUAAAGUUUGUCCCUGCACUCUGCCGUUUGUGAGAAACUGCAAUGUUAAUAUUUAUCACUAAUGAUACAUCUAGUGCAGGGGUGGGAAACCUUUGGCACUUUAGAUGUUGUGAACUGAAGGUUUCUUACCCCUGUGUCUAGUGCAGGAGUGCCCAAAAAGUUGAUCCCCAGAUGUCGUAGAACUAAAAACUCCCUUGACGCUUUGCAUGCCUUUACAAUGACAAGGCAUCAUGGAAGCUGCAGUUUUAAACAUCUGAGGAUCUACCUUUUGGGCACCCCUUUUCUAGUGGCCGUCAAUGAGAGAAUCAGUGUAUCAGACAUCCAUUAGGAGCACUUCCUAAUAAACACUUUCAGUAAUUAAAAGCUUUCAUCUUUGGAGUCACAUUUCUUCUGUGUAUGAGCUGUGAAACUACAGGACCAUUUCAUUCAGAUAAAAUGGCCUGGGUACAUUUAGCUGUCAUUUAAGGAUUAUCCAGAUGAUCGUCAGAUGUUAUGGCUUUUUAUUUCUUUUUUUUUUUUUUUUAAACUAAAUGUUUUUAUUGUUAGAGCGUAACUUUAGGUUGUCAGCAGAAGAAUCCCUUCACUGGAUCUUUUAGCAUUGCUCCCCUUUCUGGUACUGGAUUAGUUAAAAGGUGCACAGCCUGACAGGGUGAUGCAUAAUGCAGGAAUUAUCUGGAAUAAAGUGCGGUAUCAUGUUCGUUAAAUAAUCCGUCCUGUAGGGUAACUAGCUGAAAGCACCCACUCAGUCUUGCAGUUUCUACAAGCUCCAAACAUACAGUCAGUAGUUUGUGAUGCAGGCAGCUAUCUGUAAAUAUGUACUGCUCAGCGUGAAAUCUCCGGAGUAUUUCGGAACCCCGCUGGUUGCAGUCAAGACCCCCACAAAACGCUGCCCUGUCCUAAAAGUAAUCACAGGGAGCGCCUUUUUCGGUAAGUCAAGAAAGGUUGUAAUAACAGCCCCAACUACUUUAUCCAAACAUCUUUUGGAAAAGGAAAGAAUGUUGCUGUUGACAGCUGAAAUUUUGAUGGCAAUCCUGUCUUUCAAGGCUCUGACAGUCAGGGAAGCGAGUCCUGCAAACAGCAUGACUGAUAUUACAUAAGCCGUAGCGUAGAAUGGGAGAUAAGUGACUGAAUGAAAGAUACUAUAUAUGCGAUGAGCUAUUAAUAUGUAGGUAACUUUUUACACAUAGAUAAUCGCAAUCAAUAUAACGUAGUGAAGCGUAACCCUUAAAUACUAAAUACUAAACUCUAAACCUAUCUCCUACCACCUACCUCUGGAUCAUUUAACCACUUUCACUAGGAAGUUCUUUGCAAAAAAAAAAAGGGUGGGUGGGGGGCUUGAUUUCAUAAUAUAGGUAUUUAAUUGCAUUUCAACGCAAUUCUUGCACAUUUUUAUUAUUGCAGUAUGGCGCCAAUUCCGCAAACGCCUUACAAUGACGUUGUUCCUUUCUCAGAUUGUUAAAGAUUUUUCCUUCUACCGUUACAUGUCAUUUUAAAAUCACUGGGGUCAUAGCAUAGGCAUUGUGUUCUACCAGUAACAGCAAAGUGUAGCAAUAUGAGUGAUAUUUUGUCUUAUGUAAAAAUAAAAAAUGGUUUAUUCACUAAACAACAAACUUUGGAGAAUUGGCAAGGGACCUGCCCAUUUUUAGGCAACGAUGGACAAAUGCCAAAAAAUCUUUAAUUGCACUUUUUUUCCCCAAUUCUUUUCCUGCCAAGUCUCCAACUGCUUGCGUAUCUAUUGAGAUGGGUUAUGACUGCAUACAACUGCCUUGUUUCUUUAUACUGUGAAUGAACAGUGUGAUUAUAUUAAUUUGUAAGCUUGCUAAAUAUAAAAACUACGUAACUUAGGAUGGCACAGGAUGGAAAGAGUUAAGUGAGUUAAAAAAAUUUUUUUUAUGGAACUACAAGUUUUUGACACUCUAGGACAGGGGUCCUCAAACUCCGGCCCCCCAGAUGUUGCUUAACUACAACUCCCAUGAUUCUUUGAAUUACAUAGAUAACCAGAGAAUCAUGGGAGUUGUAGUUCAGCAACAUCUGAGGGCUGGAGUUUGAGGACCCCUGCUCUAGGGUUUGUUGUUUAGUUGAGAAUGAUCUGUAAGAUUAACAGGUUUAUUGAUUACAAACCAAAUUCUAACAAAUUAAGGGCUCAGUUUAUAUUUUUGGAUACGGUUUUCAAAUUCUAAUAUUUUGAAAAAUUAUUUUAAUAUAGUGAUUUUAUAUAUAUUUAUGUAUUUAUUUUGAUAGUUUAAUAUUUAAAACAAAAAAAGGCAAACAUUUUUAUAUUUUAUAUUAUCCACAAGUAUUACAUAAUUUCAAAAGCUUAAUCAAAAAUAAUCAAAACCCAAAUCAGAAUGGAAAAACAGAGUAAAGAAUAGCUGAUCUGGAACAUUAUCCAUGUCAGCCAUAGUCACAAGUUUUUCCACUUGGCUUUAAUUUGCAAAAAUGUGAAGUUUACUGAAUAGCCCUGUAAGUGUUUGCAAUUUUGAUCACUAACCACUUAUUGGUUGUCUAAAGAUCACAACACAUUUUAAAUUGUAGGUGUUUUUUUUUUGUUUUUUUUACAUAACUCCUAUAUUAGUACCAGUCCCCACCAAGAGGGGUCCCAGUUCUGAUAAUUACCGAUCGUGAUUUGGGAAACAUUGCUAGUCUUUUCUGGUAAUGAAGCAAACAACAUCAGGACUAGGUUUAUAGUGGAAACAGGUCUGGACACAGCCAGUACGAACACCUGCUCAUAGAUCUGUGCACUCGAGGUAAGGCGUAUACAAGAAGCGAUACUGCAACACACAUUACUUUGGGGCUGAUGUAGAGACUGCGUAACUUUAUGACUUUAACGCUUUCGUCCUGAUUUAUCUAUAUUACACAAAUUACAGAAUGGUGGUUUUUAUUUAUUUUUUUGGGUGGACCCUGCUUUGUUUUUAAGGCACUAAGUAAGGUGUGUUAUUGAAUAACAUUGUUUCGGGAGCGGAAUUGUGAUUUGCUAAUGCUCCGCAUUGAAAGGGUUAAGUUAUGGAGUCUACCAUACCCCAACAAUUACAGGAACGACAAACUAGGGGCUCCACCAGACACCCUCAAUGUUUGACAAGGAUGCAGUAAAUAUGGCAAACCUGACCCAGGGUUAUUCAAUAAAGUGGGACUCUCUGGAAUUUCAAAUUGGAUUUAAAACUCCAGCUCACAUUUUAGCUGAAUUUUGAAAUUAACCCUAUGAGUGGUAGCGUCAUAGUGUGUUUUCUGUGUUUUCAUUUUGUGUGUGGAUCGUAAUAUCAGUUUGUGAUCGGGUUAAACUUUUUGUAGCAGAGUUGAAGUUCGGUGUAUUAUGCAAUGCAGCGAUCGACUCAGAAGGGGUGAAAUAUAAAUUAAACAGAAGCGUUGACUCUAUGGACAGUCUGGUAUCCUCAGGUACUCAUAAAAACCUGUCUCUGUUCCUCAUAUAUAUUUAAGUUUUAAUAUAUUUUAAAUGUAAAAUUUAUAUCUGUACUUUUGUAGAUGUACUUUUUAUUUUUGUAUUUUUUUUUUAAACUUACAUUUUUUUAUUAUUUCCUUUUUAGGCUUCAGUGAAUCUAAUAUGGCGGGAUCUUCGGGUCCCAAUGGUCGACAGAACCUAUGGAGAAAGAGGAAAGUCCGGGAACCUUUGGAGGAACUGAUUUCACGGAUGCUUACUGCCCAGCGGGCUACAGAAGAGAGGUUCCUACAGAUGGAGGAACGCAGGAUGGAACAAGAACAAGAGGCAGAUGAACGUCGAAUGCGUCUGGAGGAGAGAAGGCUGCAACUGGACCGCCAGCACGAACUGCGCAUGUUUAGUGUUUUUGCCCAGAUGCUUGGUAUGUUGCGUCCUGGAGGGGCCGAGUCUGUACCCCAACCUCAUGUGGAUCCUGGGUACCCUCAGGAAGGGGAGUCUCUUGUUAGAUCUGGAGCUGGAGUGGUCCAGGAGUCAGAACUCUCUGAGGUGUAUAAUUGUAAUCCGUUCAAUAGCCCGUAUCUCUCCACCCGUGGGAACAUCUUGAGUGGCUUCCGUGGCUCGUCAGAGGAGGGAUACCGGGCUUAUCAUGAGGACAAGUAUGAUGAGGACAAGAAUCCUAAUGUGAGUCAACUUUGUCUGCAUGUCUCUUCUCUUGUACUCUAGAACUUUGGCCAGCAGCUUGAAUUACCCUUUAUUAGACAUUCCCAACUGUCUUCCCAACAAAUCCCAUGAUCCUCAAUGCUUUUUUUCUUUUUUGUCUUUUUUCAUUGUAGAGGUUAAUUAAGAAUCAUGAGAUUUGUAGCUCAGCAGUCUCUCUGCACCCCAACUUCUAACCACAGAUUAUUUUUUUUUAGCCAAAAUUAACUGGAGAAAUACUGUGACUUCCUAAUGUGCCUAAAAUGUGUAAAUGAUCCGGCAAUGAAAAGGGUUUUUAGCUCUGACUUUAUCCAAAAGGAGGUCCUAUGUUUCUGAUGUAUGUUCAAUUAUUCUAAAGAUAUUAAAUGACAUAUUUUGGUCUGUGGCUCAUGGUCAUUUCACGGGAUUGUAGUCUGUCCAGCAUUGACAGGGUCCAACUUUUGGUUAAAUCCGUGUACCCCUUGCAGUAAAAAUGUGCGUGUCUAGAUUCCUUACAGGUGGGCAUUUGUGCCUAUGCCAUGGGCAUUGCGCCUCUUGUGCACUGUGUGGACUAGGGUAGAGAAAUUGCUCUUCCAUUUUUUUUUCUUUUCCUCAUGGGCCGUGUUAACGACAAUUAGACGUGUCUUCAGAUUAGAAGUAAGGAAGCUUCAAAUUAAAAAUUCACAGAAAAACUAGCCAAAUCUUCGACUUUAACUAUUGCAGAUAACUUACAUGUGUGGAACCAGACUGAUACAUAAAUGCUAUAGGUUCUCUCUCCAAUGGCACGACUGACCAAAAUUCAUUUGAGACUUCAGUUGCAGAUUAAUUGUAGAUGUAACAAGCUAUAAAACCUUUGUUCCUUUCUCAGUGUUUGUCCCUUAAGUUGUGCGUGCCUUGUUUAUGGUAUUCAAGGUACGUGAAAUGCAAUUAAUUUGUGCACUUUCAUUUCAGGUAAAUGUUUUUGGUAAGUCAUAACAGAAGUUUUAAUAUAAUCUGUUAAUUUUCACCAGGGCAUCAUCAACUUCGGCACCAGUGAAAAUAAACUGUGCUUUGACCUAAUGUCCAAACGGGUAGGUGAACAUUUGCUUCAACAAUGUGAACUGUGAUACUGAUGGAAGUAGGAUAGAUUAUAGAAUAGAAUUACUGAAUUUCAAGCAAUUAAAAAUUCAUGUCUAUUUGGAACAGUUACACUAUUACAGCUGUGGUGAGAUCAAAUGUCAUCUACACUGAUUUAGUUGAGGAAAUUCCAAACGUUACUGCUAUGCAUUAUUCACGUCUUCCAUUGCAAGACUUAUAAAAAAAAAAGCCUGCAUCAGAUAGGGUAAUUCUGAAUAAUUUCAUUUCAACAAUUCUCCCAGAAUGCCUUGAUAAAUAUGCAAAUAAGAUCUGAUUGCAAUAACCUUUUGUAAUAUUCCAAACCCAUAUUUUGUAACCCAUAAAACAACAUGUCAUUGCUUAAGGAGCCAGCAUAAACGUGGGUUUAGAAUCUAAAAAGUGACGACUGUCUGUGCUUAUUUAAAUAUCAAUUUUGGCUUUCUGGGAAAAUUGUGGAAACAUAAUAUUUUUGAGUUUCUCUGUCCGAGGCAAAUCCUUUGUAAGCUUUACUGUUUUAUAUAUAGGGGAGGCAAAAUAGUACAUUUCUGAAUUUAUAUAUAGCUAUACAAAUAAAAAUGCACUUUGAAUUUUGGGUAAAUUAAUUGUUAGAUUGCAUAAAAUCUGGCAUACUUUCAUUCCGUUUCGAGAUUUGGUGGGCCACCCAUGGACCCGCUGUGGGGGUGUGUAAACACUGCCAUAUUUUUAUGUUGGAGCCUGUUUGUUUUGUUUGUGCGCUGAUCAGUGUUUGCCUUUUGUUUGUUAUCUCAUUUAAAAAAUGUUUUUCUUUUUACAUUUUGUUUUGUUCUUUUUAAGUCUGAGGCUUUAUGCAAUUUUAAUGUUUUACUCCUUAACCCCUAAAGGACACAUGACAUGCGUGACAUGUCAUGAUUCCCUUUUAUUCCAGAAGUUUGGUCCUUACAGGGUGAAAGACUAGGGAUCGGACUAAUCCUUUACAUUUCAAAGAUGCCAUUGGAACUUUAGAGGUUAAACAUUUUGACAAAUCCCCUUAACAAAGGCUUUCAGGGUCUUUUCUUGUUCAAAAUGCUUCGAUAAGGGAAUUUAGUUAGUGGCCUAAAAACAUUUAUACUUUGCAAGACGUUUUUAGGUACAGUCUGCACAUUUUUUGUCAAACGUAGAAACAUAGAAUGUGACGGCAGAUAAGAACCAUUCGGCCCACCGAGUCUGCCCAAUUUUCUAAAUACUUCCAUUAGUCCCUGGCCUUAUCCCACGCAUGCUUAAACUCCCUCACUGUGUUAACAUCUACCACUUCAGCUGGAAGGCUAUUCCAUGCAUCCACUACCCUCUCAGUAAAGUAAUACUUCCUGAUAUUAUUUUUAAACCUUUGUCCCUCUAAUUUAAGACGAUGUCCUCUUGUUGUGGUAGUUUUUCUUCUAUUUUAAAUAUAGUCUUGCAGAGGGGCUGGGCUUUGGGUACAAACCCAUGUAAUUCUAAAUAUCUUGUUAUGGAGAGUUUUACAAACAGGAUUUGUUAAAUAUUAAAAAAUAUACCUCUUUUCCUCCGGUUUCAGGAAUAUUUCACAUGUUAGAUUUCUUUUGUUGAUCUUUAAUAUGGUUGCUAGUCAAUAUUGAGGGUCAAAUAUGAGUUCAGGGGUAAAGGAUGGGUCUGAGGUUGCCAGAUCUAUCAUGUCUCUUGCUAGAUACAUAUUACUUCAACAUACUGUGUGGCAGGACAUGAAAGUGCUCCCUGAUAAAAUGUAACUCAUUAAAUGAUCCCAAAGAAGACUCAUAUUAUAUAAUUAAAAGGACACUAUUUUUAAAACUGCACUGUAAGCACAGUAUUUGACGGUUCAAUUUGACUCUCAGAUAUGAAGUGCAACGCAGGCCGCAAAUGUACUAUUUAGCACCAAAAAGUUUGAUUUUUUUAAACCAACAAUGUAACAGUAGUAUUUAAGGGUUUUAUUGGACUGCAAGAAAUGCAGUACUCAAAUGUACUAUUUAGCACCAAAAAAAAUUGCAGUAUUUAAAAUUGCCUAGAUGUUGCCCACUGAGCUACCAGAACAGGAUUCAAGUAAUGUGUCUGGCACACAUGCAGUUGCAAGUGCACUGCCCUCUCGGUGGCACUGGGCUCAAGGCAGGGUACAAAAAUGUAGUAUUAUAGCACCCACAAAAAUAAUCGCUGUAGUUUGCAGAUUCAACACCAGAAUUAUUACUAAUUUGUCCCUCACAGCUGCAGCAUCCACUCCCUACAUUAAUAAGAGCUCAUGUGCGUGCGGCGCCACGUGACUCCAGUUUAUAUAUAGAGGCUGGGUCACAUGCUGCACUGGCGAAUCACAGCCAUGCCAUUAGUAGGCAUGGCUGUGAUGGCUUCUAAGGGCACACGAGUCAAAUGCUUGUUGAUUGGCUGCCCUGCAGCCUUUCAAAACGCGCCAUUAAAUCGCGCCAUUAAAAGCUUGCUGUAUUUGUUCUGGUGAGUAGAAUCAUUCCCUUCAGGCUUUUUCCUGUAAACACUGGCUUUUCAGAAAAAAUGCAGUGUUUACAUUACAACCUUGGGAUACCUCUAGUGGCCAUUUCUCAGAUGCCCACUAGAGGUGCUUCCUGGGGCAGUGCUGCAUGCUGUGCAGCAUUGCUAUUCAGUGUCUCCACCCUCUGCAUGGAGACACUGAGCUUUCCUCAUAGAGAUGCAUUGAUUCAAUGCAUCUCUAUGAGCUGUAUUUAGCUUGUGCCCGCUCUGCCUCUGAUUUGCCUCCUUAACAAGCUUGGCCAAUCCAAUGCUUUCCUAUGUGAAAGCAUUUUGAUUGGCUCAGAUCAACACUUCUGAUGAUGUCAGCCAAGCAGGCAGAUCAGGGGUGGAGAAAGCAGUAGCAGGCUGGAAAUAAAGGUAAGAUUUUACUAUAUAUGGGGGGCUAGAUGGCAAUUUUAAUACUAUAGGGUCAGGAAUACAUGUUUGUGAUCCUGACCCAAUAGUGUUCCAUUAAUGCUGCCUUAAAUUCUCCCUAGUACAGGCAUAUCGCUUUUCAUGUACAUCCCUACAUUGUGGUGAAGCGAUAUGAUCCAAGUAAAGUGUGCGAAUAUGAUAACUAUAAAUGACCUUUGUCUGCAUUGCGUUCUCUGUGAGUAAUUCCUUGCUCCUUUGUGUUUCUUCAGUUGACUCAGAGUGAUAUGAAUGUAAUAGAGCCUCCUCUCCUGCAGUAUCCAGACUGGAAAGGACAUAAUUUGUGAGUACAUGGAAAUGCAGACAUUCUCCCGUAUAACUUUUUACAUAAAAUAACUUUACCAGACUUUAUGGAUACAGAUCUUUAUCGAACCCUCAAAAUGCUGACCAUUUAAAGUGGAAUCUUCAAUUCUCUGGAAAUUACGUCCCUGAAUAAAACAUUCAAUAUCACCUUUUUUCAUAUUCCUUGAGAUGCUUAAUUUUUCUAUUAAAUUCAUAUUUAACAUUUAGCAAAUGGCAUCGCAGUCCAGCCCAGGCACAGCCACAGUGUAAAUGAUGAGAAGCAAGAGAAACAUUGUUUAAUUUCUCCUCUUCUAUUAUCUCAGUAAUAUUUAAAAGAUUUAUUUACCUGAGGGUAAGUAACCUCUCCUUUCCAGGGGACCUAAUGGGUAUGCAUGCCAGGUGCUGGAUGCGCAUUCAAAAUUCCCCAUAGGAAAGCAUUGAGUCAACGCUUUCCUAUGGGGCUUCUGCGUCAUGUGACUGAGUUUUACUCGAUCAGUGUCACAAAAGUGCCUUUACUGGCCUUCGUACUAACACCCACCAGAGGAGGAGUUAAAGGGGCACUAUAGUCACCAGAACAACUACAGCUUAACCCCUUAAGGAUACAUGACAUGUGUGAUGUGUCAUGAUUCCCUUUUAUUCCAGAAGUUUGGUCCUUAAGGGGUUAAUGUAGUUGUUUUGGUGAGUAUAGUCUGUCCCUGCAGGUAUUUUAAUGUAAACACUGCCUUUUCAGAGAAAAGGUAGUUAUUACAUUGAUGCCUAGUAACACCUCUAAUGGUCACUAGAGGUGCUUCCCGGGUCAGUGCUGCACAUUUUGCAUGUUUUGCAUUGCAGGGCUAAGAAGACAGGGACACUGCAUUGAGAUGAAGUGGUCUGGGUGACAAUAUCGUUACUUAGCAUAUCAUGAUCUUAAAUCUUUCAUCCAGUCUCACUAACAGUAACUUAGAACUAGACAAAUGAUGUAGCAAAACAUAUGACUAAGUGCUUUAUCUGGGGUCACUAGUAAAAGAUUUAGCCUGCAGGGUGGCAGUGAUAUAAUGUAGCCCUGACAUUUAGGUUACCCAUAACAUAUAUAUGUAUAUAUCACCAUAGCGAUUGUGUAUUGCUCUUUGUUAAAGGACCACUAUAGUGCCAGGAAAACAUACUCGUUUUCCUGGCACUAUAGUGCCCUGAGGGUGCCCCCACCCUCAGGGUCCCCCUCCUGCCGGGCUCUGGGGAGAGGAAGGGGUUAAACACUUACCUUUCUCCAGCGCCGGCAGGGAGCUCUUCUCCUCCUCUUCGGCUGAAUGCGCAUGCGCGGCAGGAGCUGCGCGCGCAUUCAGCCAGUCUCCUAGGAAAGCAUUCAUAAUGCUUUCCUAUGGAUGCUUGCGUGUUUUCACUGUGAUUUUCCCAGUGAGAAGUACACAAACGCCUCUAGCGGCUGUCAAUGAGACAGCCACUAGAGGCUUUAGAGGCUGGAUUAAGCCGUUUAUAAACAUAGCAGUUUCUCUGAAACAUGCUAUGUUUUUAAAAAAAAAUGGGUUAACCCUAGCUGGACCAGGCACCCAGGCCACUUCAUUAAGCUGAAGUGGUCUGGGUGCCUAGAGUGGUCCUUUAAUUAUUUGCAUGUUUUGUUUUGUGCUUGCAUCACCUCUGACUUUUUUCCAAGCACCCUUUUCCACAUUGUCCUCCUUUUUCCUUAGUUUGAGAGAAGAAGUUGCUCGCUUCCUGACGUAUUACUGCAAGGCUCCAGCCCCUCUGAGUUCUGAAAACGUGAGUAUUUUACCAGUUUAAUUCACUGUAUUCCUCUUGUGUGAUUGGAGCUUGUAUCACACAGGGCUCUAUGUUGUUUGCGUCUGUUUUUUCCAUAUUUCAUUUUGUGCUUUGAGGUAGAAUCUUUGCGUGUCUGGGAAGCCAACACUAGCUGGCUAGAUGGUCAGUUUAGCCCAGCAACUAAUAUGAGUUCCAAACAGAAAGCAAAUGUUUCAAUCCUGUAAAACACACUUUCACGAUGCCAAAACGGAGGGGCAUAUAGGAACAUAUUAAAGCUUGGUUCAUGAUGGCAAUACCAGCUGCUCACUUAGCACUGUCUAGAGUCUAGACCCUGCCCAAACCAAUUGGUCCCUCUUGUCUAUAAUGCCAAAUCUCAAGGCAACAUUCACACUUUCAUAUGGCCAUUCCAGUGCUUCUAUGAAGUGCACAGUUAGAAAAGAAAUGCUGCCCUCUGGUGGCUAUUUCUGGAACUGCAGGUUACGAGAAUAAAUAAACUUCCAGUCUCUUUACAGGCAUUAUUUUUCUCAAACCUUUAAUUGAAAUUAUCGUAUUAAAAAACUUAAAUUGGAUAAUUAUAAAGUUUCUACUUGUGUAAUACUUUAUUGGGGGCAUCUACAUUGAUCUGCUGUGCACGAUUUGGUUCCACCGAUUUAGAUUAAGCUGAUAUGUCCUGGCUUCUCUGAAUUAGGAGUGAAUAAUUAAUUACCUGGACUGAUAACAGUGCUUCUCAAUAUGCUCCCCUUUAUUUCAAUAUGCUCCUCCUAUUUAGUCUUGUGCUUCUUACCCACUGUGCAACCCUGCAGAAUAAGCACUUUAUAAAUAAAGAUAUAAUAUUAUUUCUAAUAAAACGGCAAAGGGCAGAGAUUCGCCAACUGGCAAAAUUCACAUACAACUUCAGUAUCUCCACUAUCUGUCUCUUUAAAAAUCUUUAAAGGGGCACUAUAGUAACCAGAACAAAUACAGGUUAUUGUAUUUGUUCUGGUGAGUAUAAUCAGUCCCUUCAGGCUUCAGAGAAAAGAUAGUGUUUACAUUAUAGCCUAGGGAUACCUCCACUGGACACUCCUCAGAUGGGCUGCUAAAGGUGCAUCCUUGGGCAGUGCCGCAGUGUGACUGACAUUCAGUGUCUCCAUCCUCUGCAUGGAGACACUGAACAUUCCUUGUAGAGAUGCAUUAAGGAGAUUCUGAUUGGCCAGGGCUGUGUUUGGCUUGUGCUGAAUCUGCCCCUAAUCUGCCUCCUUGACAGUCUCAGCCAAUCCAAUGCUUUCCUAUGUGAAAGCAUUGUGAUUGGCUAUGAAUAACACUUCUGAUGAUGUCAGCCAAGCAGGCAGGUCAGGGGCAGAGCCAGCAGCUACAGACUCGAAUAAAAGUAAGAUUUUACUAUAUUUAGGUAGGGCAAGGAGGGCCGGGGAGGCUAGAUUGGUGGUUUUAACACUAAAGGCUCAGGAAUACAUGUUUGUGUUCCUGACCCUAUAGUGUUCUUUUAACCCCACGUUAUAUUUAUUUGAUUGGUCCUUUACAUUCCAGGUCGUUGUACUAAAUGGCUGUGGGUCCCUGUUCUCUUCUCUGGCAGCUGUUCUUUGUGAUAAUGGAGGUAAGUAAGAUAUUUGUACCCUCCGAUCUCUGUCUGGUUGGGGUGACUUAUCGAGCAGUCAGAUGAACUCCCAUUGACACAAUGGUGCAAAGUGCUUAUGGUGCUUCAAUUGACCCUUUAAGUAUGUGUGGUGCUUUGAAAUGGUGGGUGCUUUGUGUCCAUCAACAUGUAUGAUAUUGUGAGAUAGCAAGCCGGGUGGUUUUUGAUCUCUACAUUUGCUAACAAUUCACCAAUCACAGUCUAAGGACCAAACUGUAUUAGCUAUCCUAAGUGGACCUAUUUUAUUUACAUAUGUAGUAUAGUAUGUAUAUCGGGACUAUGUUAAACUGAAACCGCCAUGUGCUUAGUUACUGGGACCUUAUAUCUACCCUGUUUGUAUGCCUGCCCUAUCGGUGCCAUUGCAGCGGAGUAUGUUAGAGGUGAUUGGUGGAGUGUGGUGAAGUGCGGUGUCACAGUUUGUUUAUGAUCACCAUAUCUUUUUUUUCAGACUCAAUCCUGAUUGCCACUCCCUUCUAUGGAGGGAUUACACAGAGCAUCUUUCUCUACAGUGGCGUUAAACUGGUCUAUGUUCACUUAGAGAGCAAGGUGAGGUGAUACAGUCAGUACGACACCAUUCUAAAAAGAUGUGUGCACUGUUUAGUGAUGCGAUGCUCUGCAGAUGUAACUGCAGGUUAGUAAUGCAAUAGUCUGCAGAUUUAAAAUGUAUUUUUUAGUGAAACAGUGCUAUGCGCACUCUUUACAGAUGCAAUAGAAACAUGUAGUAACUGGCCUAAAACGAUUCUAUUUUGCUAGACGUUUUUGGGUACAGACUGCACAUUUUUUUGUCAAACAUAGACACAUAUAGAAUAUGACGGCAGAUAAGAACCAGUCUGCCCAAUUUUUUAAAAUACUUUCAUUAGUCCCUGGCCUUAUCUUAUAGUUAGGAUAGCCUUAUGCAUAUCCCACGCAUGCUUAAACUCUGUUACUAUGUUAACCUCUACCACUUCAGCUGGAAGGCUAUUCCAUGCAUCCACUACCCUCUCAGUAAAGUAAUACUUCUUGAUAUUAUUUUUAAACCUUUGCCCUUCUAAUUUAAGACUAUGUCCUCUUGUUGUGUUAGUUUUUCUUCUUUUAUGUUCUGCAGAUGUAAACACUUACCAGUUAGUGAUGAAAUGUGCUGCAGAUAUAACUGUAUACUAUUUAAUGAUGCUUUGCUUUAAAAAUACAACCGUGUUCUACUGUUCAAAAAUGAAUUGCUCUGCAGAGUUAAAGAUCUUUUUAGUGAUGCGAUGCUAUGCCGAUUUAAUAAUGUAUUGUUUAUGGAUGCAAUGCUCUGCACCAUUUACCCAUGCACCAUUUGUUGAUGUAAGAAACACAUGACAGAUCUGUUUUACAUCAUUGUCUAUUAACCCUUUGGCUGAGAGAAGUAAAACAAAUGGUGAGAGUGGCAAUUUUAGAUAUAUCCUCUAGGGCAGGGGUAGUCAUGGACAUGGACAUCCCUUAAUGAUUUUACAGGCAUACUCGUGGCUAAGCAUCAUGGGAGAUGUGGGCCAAAACAUUUAAAUUGCCAUAGGUUGCAAUUUAAAGAGUUUGUCUUAAUUUUGCCCCUCAGGUUUCUGGACCACGGACUCGACCAUUCCAGCUGACUGUUCAGAAAUUGGAAACAACUCUCCAAGCAGCAAAAGACCAGGUGAGGAGAGAAGCAGCGCUAUAUAUAAAUUAAAACCCAAAAAUACCAACAUAAAUGGCUAAUGAACAAACCGCACCUCUGAUGGCUAUGCCGUUUAAUGCUUGAAUAAUGGCAAAAAAAUAUAAAAAGUAAUUAUAAAAUAAAAAAUUAUAUUCAUUAACAUCUAUUUUAUUUUUGCCUUAAUGCAAAAUUCCAUAUGAUUUCUUUUAGGUUUAUUCUACAGAGAAUGUUACGUGAUUUUACAGUUUUCUGUCCAUUCCACCGCAGUUAUCUGUGUUCAAAUUUAGGACUUGUUUGAGAAAGCAGCCCAUCCAGCGAUAGGUUCACAGCUCUCAACACUCUCAGCUGUGUAUUUUCUUUCAGGGUACCAAUGUUAAAGCGCUGAUCCUCAUCAAUCCCCACAAUCCUUUGGGGGAUGUUUACUCCGCUUCAGAAAUGAUGGAAUUCUUGGAGUUUGCUAAAAGGUAAUGUACCUGUAACUUUAUAUCGGGGUGUUUGGGACCUUCCUCCAUUGUUACAGGGGUGGCUGUGGGGUUUUAUGUUUAAUACUUGAUAUGUGUGAGCGUGAGUUCCUUCCUGGAACUUUAUUCUGGUGGGCUUUGAGUCCUCCCAGGAACACAUAUGUAUGAGCACUGUGUCCUGCCAUUACGUUUACAUGAGUGGGCAUAGGGCCCUCCCUUGGACUCGUAUGGGUGGGCUUUCCAUGACACUAUAUAUGUCUGGAAAUUAUAUCUACCUGCCACUUGCACAAUGACCUAGCACCACAUUCACUUAGAAGGGGUACAGCUGUAUCUGAAUACCACAGAAUCUUAGGACACCCACAGCACAUCCCCUAACACACAAAUCCAUUUUUUCUUCUGGUGGUCAAGUGGUAGGAGCAGGAGAGAUGUGCUUUGAGUGGCACCUCUCUUUUCUGCUCAAUCUGUUCUUUUACACACUGUAAAAUGGAACAGAGUGGAGAGCUGUUCCCUACUAGAGAACCACAGACUUCAGAACUACAUACUACAAAACAGGCCCGGACUGGCCAUCGGGCAUACCAGGCAAAUGCCCGGUGGGCCGCGGUGGCCGUGGGGCCGAGGCCGGCAGGGAGAUCACAGGAUCUCCCCGGCCGGCCCCUGCAGGGCCGGCACAAUCCGAGCACCGGCCCUGCUGUGUGUCUCCAUGGGCCGGUGGGGAGAUCAAAGAUCUCCCUCACCGGCCCACAGACAGGGAGAUGCGGCCGCCAGCUGGGGAGAGAGGACUGGCGAAGCUCUAACCAGCAGCUCCGCCGGGUCCUCUCGCGAGAUUCUGAGCGUUGCCGCGGUUACCACGGCAACGCUCAGAUCUCGCGAGAGUGAACUCUAGCCUGCAGGUUAGAGUUCACUCUCACCACUGGACCACCAGGGAAUGCAGCAUGGUCCCCUCAAGGCUCCCCCUCCCAGGCAGAACGGCUCCCUCCCCCUCCCAGGCUAAAGGUAAGAAGGGAUGGGGGGGGACAUAACUUUAAAAAAAAAUUAUUAAUAAAAAAAAAUAUAUAUUUAAAAUUAAUUCCCAAACAGCACCCCCAGACACACACACACAGCACCCCCAGACACACACACACAUACCCCAGACACACACAGCCAACUCACACACAGCACCCCCAGACACACACACACACUGCACCCCCAGAAACACACAGCACCCCAGACACACACAACCAACUCACACACAGCACCCCCAGACACACACACACACACACACACAGCACCCCCAGAUACACACACAGCACCCCCAGAUACACACACAGUACCCCAGAUACACACACAGUACCCCAGAUACACACACAGCACCCCAGAGACACACAGCGCAACCAGACACAAACUGCAACCCCAGACACACACAGCACCCCCAGAUACACACACAGCACCCCCAGAAACACUCAGCACACCCAGAGACACACUUAACACACAUAUAUAUAUAUAUAUAUAUAUAUAUAUAUAUAUACAUACACACACACACUACAGCACCCCUCACACUGCACCACUACACACAUUACGCUCCAGAUACACGCUAGAUCCCUUACCCUAUAUGCACUCUUAAUCCUCUGCACACACACACACAAUCUUCUAUACACACUCUGGGUCCUUUACACACUAUAUCUCUUAUACACACACAGUGCACCACCUACACACACACUACAUUCCUUGUAAGGAAACACAUACAACAUUCUCUAAACACAUCCUCUCUACAACCCCUACACACACUACUUCACCUAUACACACACUACUGCCCAUAUGCACACACUCGCUACAUCCCCUAUAACACUAUGCCCCUAUACACACACUCUCUACAGCCCAUAGCCACACAUAUUACACCACACAUAUUACACCUAUUUACACAAUACAACACAACACUCUACACACAGGCAAUCCCACAAGCAGGCACCAAACACAUGCACCAUACACUUUCCUGGCCCUUUUGUCCUCUGGUAUCCCACUUGUGGAGACACCAGAGACAAUUUAAAAGCAAACACAGUGCAAGCAUGUUAUUACAUUUGCUUGCGCUGCGCAGAACAAAUACAGGGCCUUUUUCUAAAGCCAGAGCUCUUUGUACAUGGUGCCCUUAACAAAUAUGGAACCCCACCAGCCCUGCCCAUCCAAUUUAUAUGCAAGCAUAUUGUGAGUAGUCUGUUAUGUGUCGGUCCUAUGAUAUCCAGCAGUACGGAUUACUCAUUUUUAUCUUCUUUCAGACAUUCUUUACACGUCAUUGUGGAUGAGAUCUAUAUGCUGUCUGUUUUCGAAGAGUCUACAACAUUCCAAAGUGUAUUAAGCAUGGAGAAGUGAGAUAAUGUGUUACGCUGUCACCCCAAAGACACAUUUUGACAUCUGUCACCCCAAAAGCACGCAGCGCUCUAUAUCACGACACACUGAGACUAUAUCUACUGGCUGCUAAUUUGUCCUACUGCUGCCUGUUAGUCUGACCUCCAAGCUGCAGAAUUCUCAACUUGCUUUCUUCUCCUUUAACAUGAGCCGAUAUCUUUUCUCUACUUACCUGCACAUAACGCACCUCUGAAGGCAAACCCCCAUUUUCUGCUUUUAAUUCCAUUUCACUCCUUUUCUGUUUAACAUCUGAUUUCAUUCACAACCCACACUGACGUUUGUCUUUUUUCCCACUCAGACUUCCAGAUCCUCAGAGAACGCAUGUUAUGUGGGGGAUCAGUAAGGUAGGUACAUAUUAGUUUUACCAAUCUUAGGUGUAAAAUAAAAUAACUCUUCACAAAUAUCAGAAAAUGUUAAUUAUCACUUGGGUUGCAUAUUUCCUAUGACUGUAUUGUUGGAUAUCUGCGGAGCUGCAAAAUAUUCAGCUAAAAUCUCUAGAUCGAAUAAGUAAAAGCACCGACGCAAAGAAACAUCUGAAGAUCAAUGGGAAGAGGAGAAUUCUAGUUCAGUGAAUGAAAAGAUACCAUAUGUCUUAUCUUGAAACAGUGGAAAACUCAGGGUCAAUAACUCACGUAGUCCCAGUAACACCGUAUUAUUGGAAACCUACAGCAGUGUUUCAGUGUGCGCACAGUCUGGAUUUUUAUCAGAAGCAGUAUAUGCAUCGACACACAGAUUACACAUCAUUGUUGCAGUUUUUUAAUCUGCAGUAGCUAGUCACAUGAUACAAAACGUAUCCUCCUUAUCUUCUCUCCGCUCGACCUGUUGGUCUUACAUUUUGUGAGAUUAAAGUAUUUUUGUGAUCCAUAAUAUAGAUGGGAAAUGUGGCUCAAAUUAAUGUUUUUAUAGGAACUCCCUUUAUUUAAGAGGGGCUGCUUAAAUACAUUUUGAUUAACAUAAUCUUGUGAGAACAGAGCUGUUUUCUGAAAAGGAAUAGACUGGAAACAUUUCCCAUAAUUCUCUGGUACACUGGCACAAUGUGUUUCAUUUUUGGCUUUAGAGCCUUCAUUUCAGGAAUUUGGGUGAAUAUUAGAUUUGUGCACAGCUGAAAAAUCUGGUUCCACUGAACCGUUUUUUUUCUGGAAAUGAAAUGCAGUUUGAGAACUCCACUACCCGUUCAUUUGACGGUUCAUUCAGGGAAACUAUUUGGACAAACAACAAAGGGCGCAAAAUGGGACGAUCAGUGUAUUGCAAAAUAUAUAUAUAUUAAAUAUGAAUCUAUAGGCACAUUUUCUCGUCAUUUGGUUAACAAAUCAAGUGAGAAAAGUAACCAAUGAGGGCAAAAGAGGAGGAGCAAAAAAAAAGAAAUCUCUAUUUAUAUAUUAAGUACAUCAUAUAUGAAUAUAUAUAUUUUUUUACUGCUCUUACUCCCUGUCCCUCUAGUGGUCACUUCUUACUUGAGCUGUAACUAAAAUCAAAUAAGUGGCUGUCCACUAGACAUCAGUCAUUCUUUUUGUCCCCAUCAACCAUCUCUCUAUUUUACACCACGGGUAGGACUGCAUAGACCAGCUUGGUUACAUAUUCAUAUGGCACUUUGCAGAAACAUAAUUCAGACGAAUUGCAAUUUGGAUAGAACUGAAUGGAAAAGUCUAGUAAAUAGCCAGUGUACCUUGGAAAACUCCCAAUAAAUUUAGUGGAAUAGGUACAUUGACACCAUCUACUUUUACAAGGUUAUAAUGGGAAAGGUUAGGUAAUUUAAAUUAAUAACAGAUACGUUUUUGUUGUAUUGAUGGUUGCUGUAAGAUCACAUGACAUGCAGUGCUUGCAGUGAGAUAACAAUUAAUGGUUCUCUACUGUAGUAAUCUGUUCGCUUUUGUUUUAAAUGUUUAGGAUUUUGCCGUAUCGGGAAUUCGGUUUGGGACCUUGUACUCCCAGAAUCAGGAUGUGUGCAAUGGGGUGGCCUCUCUCUGCUACUUCCAUGGUGUCUGUGGUCCAGUUCAGUUUAAAAUGGCCCAGCUGCUUCGUGACAGAGGUAAGACCGCAUGACAUGUUUUUGUGAUACUUUAGUACACUUGAGCCACACUCCCCUACAACCAAUAACUUGGUAGCUCUGGCUGAAAAGCUAAUCCGGCAAUAACAUGCUCCUUCAGACCACAGUUUACUGACCCCUAAUGACAUUUUGCCAGCUCUUUUCAACCAACUAUGCCAGGUUUAUAUAAACCGAUAUUACCUGAUUUGCCCUCUGACAUGAUAAAGAGGGAUUUGCCUAAUCUUGUAUAUAACUCUGUGAAUUGUAUCCGUCUCACUUUUUUCCUUCCCUUAAAGAGACAUUAUAGUAGCCAGAACAACUGCAGCUUAAUGUAUUUGUUCUGGUGAGUAUACUUAGUCUCUGCAGGCUUUUCAAUGUAAAUACUGCCUUUUCAGAAACAAACAUUUAGGUGGCUUGCCUCCCUUAAAAGGUAAGAAAACAUACCUUAUUUCCAGUGCUGCGCCGAUCCGCCCCCUUGGCUGACAUUGUUAGAAUUGAUGUUCUCUGCCAAUCCAAUGCUUUCCUAUAGGAAGAGGAGAUCAUCAAGGAGGCAUGGCGGGGCCAAAUGCUUUCCUGGCUAAUCAGAACCUCCUCAUAGAGAUGCAUUGAAUCAAUGCAUCUCUAUGAGGAAAGCUCAGUGUCUCUGUGGCUCUCUCUGUAGAGCAUGAAGAUGCUGACCGUCGGUGCUGCACAUUGUGCAGCACUGCCCCAGGAGGCACCUAUUGUGGCCGUCUGAGGAUUAUCCACUAGAGGUGUUCCUUGGCCUUUACCUGAAAAGGCAGUGUUUACAUUAAAAAGUUUGCAGAGUCUGACUAUACUCACUAGAACAACUCCAUUAAGCUGUAGUUGUUCUGGCGAGUAUAGUGUCCCUUUAAGGAUGACCUCUGAGUGCCCAGGCCCUUAUUCUUGUGUGGGAAGAAUGUUCCAUGUUAAUGUAUCUCUUUUCUUUUCCCAGAUUGGAUCAACCAAGUUUACUUGCGGGUAAAUCACGCCCGUCUCCGUGCAGCUCAAGCGUAUGUAGCCGAAGAGCUUCGCGCUUUAGGUGUGCCCUUUCUCAACCGCAGUGCUGGAUUCUUCAUUUGGAUUGAUUUCCGGAAGGUGAGUGGCUGAGCAGGAAGUGAAAUGAGUGAGUGCAGCUCAGAUGCUUUCAUCCUAUCUCUACCCUUUCUCUCGGGUAUGAUGUGAUACAGAGCAUGCAAAAAUACUUAGAGGCCAAACCCUGUCUCGUGCAUUAAAGAUGUGCUUAUGCUCAGUGUGUCCCAUUAAAUAUGUACAGUGGACAUAUAGUUUUUGUGUUCUCUGCCAAUUUUGAGGUGAUGGCUUUUUCUCUUUCAGUACCUGCGGGCUCCCACCUUUGAAGAGGAGGUGGCGCUGUGGAGGCACUUUCUUGACAACAAGGUCCUCCUGUCUUGUGGCAAAGCAUUUGAGUGUGGUGAACCAGGCUGGUUCAGGGUGAUUUUUUCCGACAAGACCCACCGCUUGCAGCUGGGUAAGGACUGAGUUUUGCUUUUAUAGAAGUGGCUAGCAAACUGCAUCUCAGAAACCACUGAUCCACUCUGGCGGGCAAAGAAUUCUGGGAAUUGUAGCCAAACAAAAUGUUACUACAAUUUCUGCUACUCACUUUGAGGCAAAGAAUAAUAGAAUAUAGCCCAACAUUAGCCAAGGUUAUGCACCCCAGCUUAAGCUGAGGUUGGAUUGCAACUCCCAUCAUUAUCUAUUAAUAAACUGCUUUGUUUUUCAUACUAUAACGAAGUAAACUUUUCUCUUCCAACCUCGCAGGAAUGCAGCGUAUUCGCAAGGUGCUGGAGGGGAGGGAGCGCGAGAUGCAGGUGGAGGCACAGCGGAACAAGGAAGUUGAGGAAGGAAAAGCAGAUAGCACUGAUGAAGUCAUCUAUGUAUCCAGCCACCGCGAGCCGGCCAAUUCGAAUUUGGGGGACCUCAUCGUGCAGCUGCAGCAUCAGAUGCGCUCUUCAGACUGGCUGCAAAGGAACACCGCUGAAAACUUUGCCCAACAAAACCCUGAGGUUUACCAAGUGUACAGCAAAUUCGCAGGGAACCCAUAAAACGAGGGAAAAUUAGUACGUGGCGACACGUUCAGCACAAAGUGUAGAGUCGUAUAAUCAAUAAAUUGAAGCGAUUAUACUAUCUUGGGGGAAAGUGCGCCUCAUUUAUUUUGGCUUGAGUUUUAACUCGCUUAGAUGCGCGCCAGCUGUCAGAAUCAUGUUAUAUAAAAUGGCAGUAAACCAUAAAAGCCCCUGAUUUCUCUGAGGUUUGAAUCCAGCAAUGUCCUAAGAGGGCUGUUUUAAGCCUUAAUAAAGAUGAGACUCAUCAAAUUAAUAAACGUUUAUACACUCACUUACAAAUCUAAUAAAAAGUGGCACUGUUACCUGAAGAUGUAUUCCUAACACAAUAGUGUUCUAGUCAUUAGUUUGAUUCAGUCCCUCUCCCCCACAUUUAAAUUUAAGGGGAAAAAAAAGUUUUACUUACAUUUUUUUUCCAGUGCUGGGUCACAGUCCUUGCACCUGGCAGGUCCUUCUCCUGCAGUGUCAUUUUGUCUUCUGCCUCUUCUUCAGAUUCUAGUCCAAUCAAAUGCUUUUCGUAGAAAAGCUCUGAAUACAUUGCUUCCCUAUAAGAAGCAUUUGACAACGUUCUACGUCCUAAUGGAUAUCGAUUGUCACAUGACUGAGUGAAAUUCUGUCAUUGCAGUGGAAGCGCCUUGUCUUGUGCCUAUCAGUAAGACAGCACUGUCCCAGCAAUGGAAACGUUGCCGGGCUAAACACUCCUCCUGUUUUACAUCGCAGGGUUAAACUUAAAGGGACACUGCACCCAGACCAUUGAGAUUAGGUAGCCUUGGUGCCUUUAGUUGUCCUUUUUAAGGGGUUAAUCUACUAAUAUAUGUUUUGUGCAAAAUUUAGGCCAUAACAGACAUGUUGAAAAAGUAAAUGAAUUGGAGAAUUCUUUCCAAAUUCAAUAUUAUGGUCCAAGUUUUCAGUUUACCACAUUUCAAGGUUUAGUAAACAUACCCUUAAGUGUGUCCUUUUCAUUAAGAUGAGCCAUCGCAAUUUUAGACUCCAGUGAAUAUUAAAUCCUCAGAAAAUAUUAUUUAAAAUUCAGGGUCCCUUAACCUUUAAAUUAUUUAAAUUUCAAAAAGUCCAACAUAUUUUCACAGCAGUAGAUGUUGAUGUUUAUUUACCGUAUCCUGUAAACUGUCAGAAUAUCCAGAUACUGUCUGCAGACUUAGCACCUGUGUUUGCUGCAGAACGAGGAGGGUAUAAUCAUUGGUUGGAAUUAGUGUCUUGUCCUUGUUGUAUGAAAAACAUGAGGCGUCUUUACAUUUUUAUUUUAUUUUUCGUUCCUGUACCAUUCCUGCUUUUCCACCUGAUUUUGGCAAUAAAUUGUUUGGAGCCAUUAGCUAUGGAUUGCUAGAGGCUAUUAUUGAACGUCUUGUUCUGGCCUCACAACGAUACCUGUGUUUUAAUACAAUUCUGUAAGGAGGAAUACCUGUGUUGUGUGUCUUUUGGGUCCACUGGCAGCAAGUGUAAGGUAGGUCCGAUUUGUAUUGUCAUAGUGGAGAAAUACUAAAUUGGGGUAUACCUCUGCCUUCUACAUCUUUAUAUGAUUAAAAAAAAAAAACACAAUAUAAAAUAUGUUUAGAAAUACAUGCUAUUAAAUCCAAAAACAUAAAUAACAUAAUGAAACAAUAGCUGUCUUAGCAGAAAUGACCAGCAACAAGUUUUAAGAAGGGUAGAGAAUAGUGAUGUCCCGAACGGUUCGCCGCGGACUCAUCAUUGAGUAAACUUUGACCCUGUACCUCACAGUCAGC
Pelobates cultripes (western spadefoot toad) is the source of this 29985-nucleotide messenger RNA. The record is from the annotation of a GenBank genome assembly. Lineage: Eukaryota; Metazoa; Chordata; Amphibia; Anura; Pelobatidae.